CUUAAAACUAUUUUUAACCAAUAAAAUGCAAAAAAUUUAUUUUAAAAAUUGAAUUAUUAAUCAUUUUGUGUAUAAAAUAUUAUUUUUUCAUAAUUUUUAUGUAGAAAAGAUUAAGACAGUUUAAAAUGUUUGUAUUCGAUACAUUCGAUAAUUGAAAAUAAUUAUCGAUAGUUAAAAUUGUGUUAAAUUAUCGAACUUCGAGACCGAGAUGACAACUGAGUAUUUAAGUUUAGAAUUGGUCAGUCCACAGUGAUUUUCGCAUUGGAAUUUAUUUAUUUCAACUCAGAAAUUAAAUAAAAUAAUAAAAAUGAAAGCUUUCCGUACCACAACUCUUUUAGAAGCGAUUCGAAAUAUAUUUCGAGGUAGACCAUUUGAUGAUGGUUUGAGAUAUGCAGAUAACAUUUCUGCACGUACACAACCACCGCCUCUUGUACCAUUCGGGCCUUAUCAUAAAAGUUCAAAAGUAUAUUAUUACACUCGUGAUGCCAGGCGUUCUGUAGAAUCACCAAGUGUGAUAUAUACAGCAGACCAGUUAGAAGCAGGAAAAGUUGAUUUGUCUCAAGUAAACUUGAAUCCACUUAAGAAACAGUUGUCAGAUAAAUGAAUGCAAUAAAAUAAAUAUUAGUUAUACUUUAAAUGUAAUAUAUAAUAAAUAGAAUUAGCUUAAAUAGAAAUUUUACUUGUUAUUU
This is a messenger RNA of Heterotrigona itama, 689 nucleotides long. The record is from the annotation of a GenBank genome assembly. Lineage: Eukaryota; Metazoa; Arthropoda; Insecta; Hymenoptera; Apidae.